Molecule: messenger RNA, 336 nt
Organism: Penicillium mononematosum
Lineage: Eukaryota; Fungi; Ascomycota; Eurotiomycetes; Eurotiales; Aspergillaceae
Exons: 1
Coding region: 1-336 (111 amino acids)
Source: RefSeq, a predicted model, not a curated record
AUGAAUCAGUCUACCGACCUCUGGACCAGCCCCAAGACAUCUGGGUUCCUCAAAUCGGGACGGGUGACGACCCUCCCGGAGCAGGGCACAGAAGACUCCAUCGACAGACAACACACACAUAAACCUCAUCUGGUCCUAGUGUCGACGGUGCAUGCAACAACUGCUCCGUCCACAUGGAGGAUCGGACCCAAGACCGAGAAAAAUAUCGGUGGAGGAAAGGGUCCUCAACUGAGCAAGGGAAAAGAAAGGGAGCAAAGAAAAACAAAUCUGUCUACCGACAUCCGAACCAGCCCCAAGACCUCUGGGUUCCUCAAAUCGGGUCCGAACCGUCUAUGA